This is a messenger RNA of Alternaria arbusti, 1083 nucleotides long. RefSeq lists its product as uncharacterized. The transcript has a single exon. The record is from RefSeq and is a predicted model, not a curated record. Lineage: Eukaryota; Fungi; Ascomycota; Dothideomycetes; Pleosporales; Pleosporaceae. The coding region runs from base 1 to 1083 and encodes 360 amino acids.
AUGAAGAAGACGGGAGAGGAGCCUGAUGCGAGGGAUCUGUGGUUCGCAAAGUGUAUGGCAGCCAGGAAAUUGAAGGAGGCCAAGAACAGAACGAAUGAAGAUAGACAGAGGGACGAAGUGAUCAGGAAAGAGGGUGCAUUGAUGGCAAAAGGGAUCGAGGCAGCGAGGGCGAAAGGGUUUAGCGGCGAGGUACGGGUUGACACCAAUGGAAAGCCACCCAAAACCCAUAGCCAAGACGCUACCAAGCGUCAAAAGCUAUCCAAGCUGCCCCCGCAACAAGAUAGUCAACCCGCAGGUGCAAUGAACGGAAGAUAUGAUCGGAAAGACCAAGGGGAUGGAUCCCUGAGAAGCCACGGUGAGCAUUUCCAACCAGAUGAGGACGCGCUACACGAAGCACCUUCACUCCAUGGACAGUUCGCAGGCAUCGGUGGAGAUGACGGUUUGCUGGAAGAACUCCCUGAUGACCCCAAAGGUACCUCUUUCGACGACUUGCGAACUCUACACCUUGAGAAGGAUCAACUAUACCAAGCGCAAGAAGACUACUACCAUGCUUUGAGACUGCAGAUACUGGCAAGAUACCGAAGAAUGCACAUGAGCUAUUCGAGUGCUGUGCGCGUCGUAGAGAGCAGGAUCGAUAGUGAUCGGAAUGGCGAAGUAAUCAAUUCAAGAGGCAAUGGAAUUGCAAACAGGAAGAGAAAAGUAGACACCAGUGCUGCGGAAAAAAGGCGGCGCCGCGCCCCAGGCCGACAUCGUCAACUAAACGAAGCAGUCGAUGAGGCUUACGACGAACAUCAGUCCGACAUCGAAGACCGUAUCAGCUUCUACAGCUUCGGCUUUGCACCGGAAGACGAACAUUUGACGAGGGAGGAAGAGAUCCAGUUGCUGCCUUUCGACAUCGACAUAGCCGAGAUCCACGCGAAACGAUACCAACUACGAGAUCGCUUCCCUGGUGGGUACAAAAACUCCGACAUCUCGCUUAUAGCGAGUGGUAGAGCCUUCUAUGCGGCUCGCCGGCUGAAGCUGUUGAAGAUGAGACAAGAUGCUGCGGCCGAGAGUGCUCAAGUCGAGGCUGAGAGUCAGUAG